UAAAAAAUGCAGAAUUUUUACAGCAAGCUGCUUUAGAAGAAUAUGGACCAGAACUCCAUGUUGCUUUGAGAAGCCGAAGAGAUGAACUUCACUACUUAAGAAAACUUACUGAACUUCUUUUUCCUUAUAUUUUGCCCCCAAAGUCAACAGAGUGCAGAUCCCUGGCUCUUCUGAUACGAGAGAUUCUACCUGGUUCUGUUUUCCUUCCCUCAAUGGAUUUCUUAGCUGAUCCUGACACUGUCAACCAUUUGCUGCUGAUCUUCAUUGAUGAUAGUCCACCUGAGAAAGCAACUGAACCUACUUCUUCAUUGGUUCCAUUCCUUCAGAAAUUUGCAGAGCCAAGAAAUAAAAAACCAUCUGUCCUAAAACUGGAGCUAAAGGAGAUCAGAGAUCAGCAAGACCUUUUAUUUCGGUUUAUGAACUUCCUGAAACAGGAAGGGGCAGUCCAUGUGCUGCAGUUCUGCCUGACUGUAGAGGAAUUCAAUGACAGAAUUUUGCGACCAGAACUAUCGGAUACUGAAAAGAUGUCUCUUCAUGAAGAAGUACAGAAAAUUUACAAAACUUACUGUUUGGAUGAAAGCAUUGACAAAAUUAGAUUUGACCCUUUUAUUGUGGAAGAGAUUCAAAGAAUUGCUGAAGGUCCAUAUAUGGAUGUUGUGAAACUUCAAACUAUGAGGUGUCUUUUUGAAGCUUAUGAGCAUGUACUUUCUCUACUUGAGAAUGUUUUUACGCCUAUGUUCUGUCACAGUGAUGAGUACUUCAGACACCUUUUAAGAGGAGCAGAGUCACCAACACGCAAUUCAAAGUUUAACAGGUAG
Molecule: messenger RNA, 818 nt
Organism: Pelecanus crispus (Dalmatian pelican)
Lineage: Eukaryota; Metazoa; Chordata; Aves; Pelecaniformes; Pelecanidae
Source: RefSeq, a predicted model, not a curated record